UGAUUGCGUAUCAAUUGUAAAAUCAAUUUUAAAAAGUUGUAGUCAACUGCACGUUUUUAUAUGAAUUUCCCCAAAUUAAAGCUAUCAAACUGUGAAAACUGGAGGAGGAAGAGGAGACUUUGCUUUGAAAAAGUCUCUCUCUCCUUCAUCAUCUUCUCAUAAAUACGCGAAGGACGUGAAAGAGAGACACACGGAGAGAGAGACGGAGCCGAUGGGUUCCGCUUCAUCAGAGAAAGCACACGCAGUAUGUGUCCCUUUUCCAGCCCAAGGGCACAUGAACCCCAUGCUUAAGGUUGCCAAGCUUCUCCACACCUACGGCUUCCACAUCACCUUUGUCCUCACUGAGUUCAAUCACCGCCGCUUGGUCCUCUCCUCCGGCCAGGAGGCCAUCAGGGGGCUUCCGGACUUCCAGUUCCGAACCAUCCCCGACGGUCUUCCUUUCUCCGAAGAAGACGCCACACAGGACGCUCCAGCUAUUUGCGAUUCCACAUCCAAGAACUGUCUCCCCCAUCUUCGCCAUCUCCUUGCAGAACUCAAUGAAGAAAACAAUAAAAACCGACCACCAGUCUCAUGCAUCGUCGCCGAUGGAUCCAUGUCCUUCACCCUCGACGCUGCUCGUGAGCUCGGCAUUCCUGAGGUUCUCUUCUGGACAACCAGCGCCUGCGGCUACCUCGCUUACAACUACUAUCGUCACCUCAUCGACCGUGGCCUUAUUCCUCUCAAAGAUGUUGGGAAUAUGAGCGACGGGUUCCUUAACACCAGGGUGGAUUGGUUGCCGGGGCUUAUGAAGGACAUGCGACUCAAGGAUUUCCCUACCUUCCUUCGUACCGUGGAUGCCAAUGAUAUCAUGUUAAACUUUGCACUCCAAGAGACAUCGCGAGCUUCCCAGGCCUCCGCCAUUAUCCUCAACACAUUUGAAGACCUUGAGCAAUUGGCUAUCACGACACUGGAGAAAAUACUACCUCCUAUCUACUCAAUUGGCCCUCUCACUCUUCUCAGCUGCAAUAAAAUCUCAAAUGAAAGCCCCAUCGCCACCAUCACUACAAGCCUAUGGAAGAAGGACGAUUUCUGCCUCGACUGGCUUGACCGUCAUCGUGAACCUCGCUCAAUCGUGUACGUUAACUUUGGAAGCAUUACAGUGAUGAGCAAUGAGCAACUCUUGGAAUUCGCAUGGGGGUUGGCUAAUAGCGGGUACCACUUCUUGUGGGUGAUACGACCGGAUCUUGUCAAAGGAGAAUCUUCUGUGUUGCCGCCAGAUUUCAUUGAGGAGACCAAAGAGAGAGGAUUGAUGGUUAGUUGGUGCACGCAAGAGGAGGUGCUCAUGCACCCAACGGUUGGUGUUUUUCUAACGCAUUCUGGCUGGAACUCCACUAUUGAGAGUAUUAGCUUCGGCGUGCCGAUGAUCUGCUGGCCAUUUUUUGCAGAACAACAAACCAACUGCAAGUACACCUGCGUGGAAUGGGGCCUGGGGAUGGAGAUUGACAACAAUGUGAAAAGAAAAGACGUGGAGGAGCUCAUAAGGGAGAUGAUGACAGGGGAGAAAAAGGGGAAUAAGAUAAGGAAGAAGGCGAUGGAGUGGAAGGAAAGUGCAAUCAAGGCUACUGACCCCGAUGGAGCCUCGCUAGUUAACUUUGAAAAAAUGAUUAAUGAGGUUCUUCUUGGCAACAAGGCGGUUCAUUGAGGACCUGCCAAUAAAAAAAAGGAGAAUUUACAUACAUAUCACUUUAUUUCAUGUUAUUUAUACAUACCUAAUACUUAAAAUUUUAAUUUUACAUGUGUACCAAUGAUAGAAUAAAUAUUAGUUAUAUAUU
This is a messenger RNA of Dendrobium catenatum, 1811 nucleotides long. Its product is annotated as 7-deoxyloganetin glucosyltransferase-like. Lineage: Eukaryota; Viridiplantae; Streptophyta; Magnoliopsida; Asparagales; Orchidaceae. The record is from RefSeq and is a predicted model, not a curated record. Gene Ontology annotation, molecular function: UDP-glycosyltransferase activity. The transcript is spliced from 2 exons. The coding region runs from base 212 to 1681 and encodes 489 amino acids.